Molecule: messenger RNA, 3935 nt
Organism: Nasonia vitripennis (jewel wasp)
Lineage: Eukaryota; Metazoa; Arthropoda; Insecta; Hymenoptera; Pteromalidae
Exons: 4
Coding region: 1379-3667 (762 amino acids)
Source: RefSeq, a predicted model, not a curated record
UUUGACUACUUAUUUUUUCAGUAAAAAAUCGAAAACUGGAAAAAUGAGUUUUUUUUGUGCCUCGAUUACAUACCGGCGAAAUCACCCGGGACGCUAAGAAGACGGAACAUGCAAGAAAACAAGAUUGUGUAGUUGAUCCAAGAGGUGCAAUCCCGGCCAUUCCUUUGGGAUAAGACUCUCACGGAGUAUAAAAACAAAACAAAGAAAGGUAAAGAGUGGAACAAAAUCGCCGCUGAAUUGAAAAGAAUCAAAGAAUACGGUUCAGAAUAAGUGGCAAUCGCUGCUUAAGACCUUCAGGGCUGAACACAAUCUCGUAAAUUCUGUUAGGUCGGGCGAUGUUCUAGAAGACGUAUACAUUAGGGUGGACCUUAAUUAUUUUUUUUUUUUCACUUGGGCCGGGCAAAUAUAGCUUCUUUAUACCUCAAAAACCAUGCGCAUAUAGGUUUUGAACCCAUAGCAUCAAUUUUUCAAGUGCCUCAAAGCACCCGAAGUUUCUUAUGGGAUUUCAUGUUAAAAAAGGGUCAAAACGUUUAUCGUUCUGAAAACCUGUGAAAAUUUUGGAAUUUUAACUUUGGAAGUAUAUUUUCCCAUGUAUUUUGAGCCGCUGAAUCGAAUGGUGCUAUUAGUUUUCGCCGUAAUAGUGAAAUAAAAAAGUUAUAAGCUAAAAUCGUUGAAAAACUCGAAAAAUCGCAAAAAAACGUGUAAAAAUGGACUUUUAAAGUUUGUAAUCAGUGAUAAGUUGGAAAGUUUUUUUCAAAAACAUACAUUUUUAUGUAUUUUGAACUCAUUAAACGAAUGGUGCAAUUGGCUUUUGCCGAUUCAAUUGAGAAAACAAGAUAUAAGCCAAAAUCGUCAAAAAGGUCGAAAAUCACGGUAGUGACCAAAAAAUGGGUUUGUUACAAUGUUACUAAUACGAGAUCAAUUUUUUUAUACAUAAAAAGUAUAGUUAUACAUAUCUGAAAAAUUCUUUUGUAUAGGAUACGGGCUAUAUUCAAAAACCGGAAGGGAAACCGGAAUGGCUGUUGUCGUUCCAGAAUUCUUAUUCCGGAUUUUCGUUCCAUCGAUGGGACCGCGAUCUAAAGCAUUUUCGGAUCAGCGUAGGGAUCAGCUGACACGAAGUAACGUGAAUACAAAAUGGUAGAGUUGAAUGUAUACAUAUUAUAUUAUACAACGAUAAACAAUAAACACUGUACGUUCUCUCUAUCAUCGGACUCAGAGCAAUAAGCACUGCACGGCGAGCAUAUAGCACAUGUAAACAUAAGAAUAUUUAUAUUAAACUUAUUUUCCUAUUUAACCACGGCUCAAUUUAUUUCAACAGGUACUUUUUAAUUUCGAGAUAUAUUGCUCCGCAUGAACAAUUUUAUUUAGUUUUUCAACAAUGGCUUAUAAUUUACGCGAAAGAGUCAAUCACAUUGGAUAUUGUACUAAUCAAAUAGUUGCAACUAAUAAUCUACCAACGAUAAAACAAGUAUUAGCUGCUUUAUUCUAUAACCUACGAAGAGUUUCAAAGUCUGUACGUGAAAGUGCGAAGUUAACCAUUGAAGAGUGUAUCAUUAUUUGGAAGAAAGCUCGAAUUCCUACGCAAGAAGAUAAAAAAUGUGUCAUUAAACUGGAGGCUGAAUAUGAAAGAUGGAGAAAAAUACAAAGAAAUGCUUCACGUAGAUCAGACACUCAAAUAAAAAAUGAACAAACAUAUAAAGAAAGCAUAAACAAAUUAUUUGACAUUGCUUGCGCAGAUGCUUUGAAGAAGAUGGAAGACGAAUCUGAUAAACAGUUUUUACUUGAUCAGAGAGCUCUGCAAAGAAAUGAAACUCUUAGUUCCAUUACCUCAACAACUUAUACAGACACAAGUAAGCCAUCACCAAUGGAAGUGGACUAUGAAAGCCUCAAUAUUGUAAAGAAUGAAAUUUCGGUUACCUUCGACCAGGACAAGGUAGUCGAUGCUUCAUUAAAAAUGCAAAAGGAUGAUUCUCGUAGUACGGCGACAAAAGAAGAUUUACAUGAAUUGCUUGAAACAGAGUCCGAAUCUCCAUUAUUUGAAAGUACACCUCCUCUGAAAAGGCGAGCUACUGAACCAAUUAUGAGUGCGAAAUUGGCUACAGUAUUAGAUAAAUGUAAAAUUAGUAAAAGAGACGUAAUGAAUUUGUUGAUGGCCGCUACGGAAGCAUUCAGGAUUGAUACGCGCAAUUUAGUAUUAAACACAUCAUCUAUUCACAGGGCUCGUCAAAAUUUUCGCAAAGAACGAUAUGAGGCAAUGAAAAAACUUGCUCCACCACUUUUUUCUGGUUUACCGAGCACCAUCCACUGGGAUGGAAAGUUACUUCCAGGAUAUUUACGAAGAGAAACUACUGAUAAACUAGCGAUUAUUAUUACAAGUAAUGGAAUGGAGCAACUCUUGGGUGUUCCAAAUAUCUCUUCUAGUAGUGGAAUAAAUCAAGCUCAAGCAAUAUUCGAUACUUUAAAUGACUGGUCUUUAUUAGAAAAUAUUGAAGCUCUUUGUUGUGAUUCAACAGCUAGCAAUACUGGUCGAAUAAAUGGAGCUUGUGUGUUAUUAGAAAGAUUAAUCGAUAAAGAUCUUCUCUAUUUUAUCUGCCGGCAUCAUAUUUACGAGAUUGUUCUAAGAAGUACUUUUGAAAUAAAAUUUGGUAAGACAAUUGGUCCUGAGGUACAAUUGUUUAAAAAUUUUGGAGAUUUUUGGAAAUCUGUAGAUCAAACAAAAUUUGAACCGGGUAUUAGUGAUACUUUUGUAAUUGAAUCUCUGCAAGAUGUAAAAGAAGAAAUUUUAGACUUUUGUUCGAAGUAUUUAAAAAAGGAUUUAAACAGAAGUGAUUUCAAAGAAUUUUUGGAACUAGUCAUCAUUUUUCUAGGCAGAAAAUUACCUAGUGGUAUAACUUUUUAUCCACCUAUUCACCAUCCACCUAUUCACCAUGCUAGGUGGAUGGCAAAAGCUAUAUAUUGUUUGAAAAUAUUCAUCUUUCGGAAACAAUAUUUGCUAGAUAAAAAAGAUGUUGAAGUAAAAUGUAGAGACGUUUGCAUUUUUAUAGUAAGAGUCUACGUUCAUGCCUGGUUUUGUACUCCAUUUGCUGCUCAAGCACCAAAUCAAGAUUUAAAGUUUUUAAAAUAUUUGUACGAAUAUAGAAGAAUUGAUGAAAGUAUAUCUGACUGUCCUGUUAGAAAAUUUAUGAAUCACUUGUGGUAUUUGACUCCGCAACUAACAGCACUAGCAUUUUUUGACUUUACUAUUUCAAAUGAAGAAAAGUUAAAAAUGUGCGAAGCUCUACAGUCAAAUUCUAGUGCGUUUGAUUAUGGAAAACGAAUUUUAGUCAAUGAAAAAAAUUUGGAUAAAAUAGUGAAUUCAAGUAUUAGUGAUUUUAUUUGCAAAGACACUUAUGAAACUUUUAGACGUUUAAAAAUUGACACAACUUUUUUAGAAAAACAUCCAUCAAAAUGGGCCAAAGGUAGAAACUACACUCAUGGUUUGGAAGUUGUUAAAAACCUCAGAGUCGUGAAUGAUACAGCCGAACGAGAAGUAAAAUUGAUAACUGAAUUCAACAAUCUUUUGACUAAAGAUGAAAAGCAAUUGCAAUACCUCUUACCUGCAAUAAAAGAUUAUCGAAGCUUGCUUUCAGAUAGUAAGAAGGAAACGUUGAUGCGGCCAUAUGAAUGAAUAUUUUGUUUGAAUAUACAAUUAGAACAUUUUUGUACUGUUUUUUAAUUUUUCCUUCAGAAUCUCGCUUCGACAGAUCGUUUUUCUUUAUCUCAGCUUAUAAAUUUUCCUUUAUUUUUUUAAACUAAUAAGUUUAUGUGAUUCAGUAGUUCAAAGUAUAAAUUAGUAGAAAAUAUUACAAAUCAGCUUUUUGGCCUUUUUACCGUGAUUUUUGAGUUUUUUGAUGAUUUUAACUCCUUUUCUCGAUUGAAUCGGCAAAAGCCAAUUG